This is a messenger RNA of Lucilia cuprina (Australian sheep blowfly), 459 nucleotides long. RefSeq names its product putative polypeptide N-acetylgalactosaminyltransferase 9. The coding region runs from base 47 to 310 and encodes 87 amino acids. The transcript has 2 exons. NCBI's taxonomy places the organism in Eukaryota, Metazoa, Arthropoda, Insecta, Diptera, Calliphoridae. The record is from RefSeq and is a predicted model, not a curated record.
UUUUGGUAUGUUGCCACUUCUAUAACGUACAUCCUUUUAGUACUGGAUGCUUAGUAAAGCUGGUGAAAUACGCAGAGAUGAAGCUUGUCUCGAUUAUGCAGGACAUGAUGUUAUGCUCUAUCCUUGUCAUGGUUCCAAAGGAAAUCAGUUCUGGACUUAUAAUAGUGAGACCAAACAAAUACGUCAUGGCUCCUCCGACAAAUGUUUGGCGAUUAGUGAAAAACGUGAUAAAGUAUUGAUGGAGGAAUGUAAUCGCAAUCAUUUGCGACAACAUUGGCGUUUGGAAAACUAUGAUCCAUCGAAAUUGUGAGGUUAUUUUUUUGGGAAUGGUACCCAAUUUAUACCAACCUCACUGUCGUCGUCACACAAACAUUGGAAAUAGCAAAAAAUAGUAAAAAAUUAUGAAAAUUAGAAUUUAAAUAAAUUUCAAAGAAGAAUGAAAGAUAAUUAGUUGUUAAA